This is a messenger RNA of Amblyraja radiata (thorny skate), 2092 nucleotides long. RefSeq names its product paired-like homeodomain 2 (gene pitx2). NCBI's taxonomy places the organism in Eukaryota, Metazoa, Chordata, Chondrichthyes, Rajiformes, Rajidae. Gene Ontology annotation, molecular function: RNA polymerase II cis-regulatory region sequence-specific DNA binding; DNA-binding transcription factor activity, RNA polymerase II-specific. Gene Ontology annotation, biological process: regulation of transcription by RNA polymerase II; anatomical structure morphogenesis. The record is from RefSeq and is a predicted model, not a curated record. The coding region runs from base 412 to 1365 and encodes 317 amino acids. Gene Ontology annotation, cellular component: nucleus. The transcript is spliced from 3 exons.
GCACAGGCGGCGCCGCUCUUAAAGCCACUGGCGAACUGGGAGUGCGUUUGCGGCAGCAGCAGCCGGCAGCCCCGGGGAUCCUUAUCUGCAUUUACCUGUCCCUGUCACUCGGACGCACACCACAUACCAUAGUACCAGCCCGGAGCAAUUAAUUCAUUGCAAAUCACUGCUUUCUCCUCGGUGACAUUUAUUUUUUUAAAUUUCAAUCGCUGCACUGGCUUAAUGAACACAGCAGCAGCAGCUCGAAAGUGAAGUCAAAAGAAGAGCUGAAGGUUUGUGCACUGCAGCUCCUGGAUCACCCCACCCCCCAGAUCAUCCAUCUCCCGUUCGACUUCCUUAUUAUAAGGUGGGCUGCGAGGAAAACUAAACCUUCUUUGGAAACGUCUCCGGUCGGGUUGCGUUUAUUUAUAGAUGAACAGUGCAAAAGAUCCAUUGACUUUGGACCACCUGAGAAAUAUCAACAGCGGCAAUAAACUGGUGCGGGAUCAGGCAGCUUUAACGAUGGCUUCGGGCUUGCAAGCUGGGCGAACAAGCGAGCCCAAGCACCGGCUCGAGGUGCACACUUUAUCGGACACCUCCAGUCCUGACACGGGAGAAAAAGAUAAAAUUCAACAAAGCAAAAACGAUGACACGAAUACAGACGACCCAUCAAAGAAAAAGAGACAAAGGCGCCAGAGGACGCAUUUCACCAGUCAACAGCUACAAGAACUGGAAGCAACUUUUCAAAGAAAUCGCUACCCAGAUAUGUCCACGAGGGAAGAGAUUGCAGUUUGGACCAAUUUAACUGAAGCUAGAGUUCGGGUCUGGUUUAAAAACCGCAGGGCGAAGUGGAGGAAACGCGAACGCAACCAGCAAGCGGAGCUGUGCAAAACUGGCUUUGGACCUCAGUUCAAUGGACUGAUGCAACCGUACGACGACAUGUACCCCGGCUACUCCUACAACAACUGGGCUGCCAAGGGCUUGACAUCGGCAUCGCUCUCCACGAAGAGCUUCCCUUUCUUUAAUUCCAUGAACGUGAAUCCUUUGUCCUCCCAGACUAUGUUCUCCUCUCCCAAUUCCAUUUCAUCCAUGAGCAUGUCAUCCAGCAUGGUGCCCUCUGCAGUGACCGGGGUACCAGGCUCCGGUCUCAACAGUCUCAAUAACUUGAACAACCUAAGCAACCCAUCUCUGAACUCCGCCGUACCAGCAGCGACAUGCCCUUACGCUCCGCCGACCCCACCGUACGUCUACCGGGACACUUGUAACUCAAGCUUGGCGAGCCUUAGACUCAAAGCCAAGCAACAUUCAAGUUUUGGAUACGCCAGUGUUCAGAACCCAGCGUCUAACUUGAGCGCCUGCCAAUAUGCUGUGGACAGGCCUGUGUGAGAAAUAAGAGGAGCCUUUUCAGACUGAUGAACUCCAAGAAAUAAUUUAAAAUAUAAUGGGCACUAUGACAACCACUGAACCUGUGUAGCUAAACUCCACAGAAGCGAAGGAGCAAGCGUUACCCCCCCCCCCCCCCCCCUUCCCCUUAAGACCCCGUUUGAACAUACUUUCCAUCAGAUAAAGAAAACGUUUGACCAUUAAAAGAAAUACUCUGAUUAGUUGACUGGAUAUCACCUUUAUUAAUACCAUAUAAGCUUGUUAUUUUUAAGUUCGGCAUUGUGAUAAUUAAAAGAAAAAUGUUUGGCGGAAAGAAUGUGUAUAUAUCGAAAUGUCAAAUUAAUUUUAUAAAAAGCAAUUGUUAGUACUAUCACGCCAGUGUUUUUUGAAGUUACAUAACAAUAAAGCAUGUCACGUGGAAACUUGAAGGAUUAUUUCCGUUUAAGAGCAAGGGAAUGUAUAUACUAACGGCAAACACUUGUAUGUUUCUAACACUGUCUAUUAUUACUAAUUAUGAUUAUUAAAGUCUGUGUGGAUAUCAGUUUUAAGACUAGUACCUCCGGUUGUAAGAUUCAGUGCUGUUCCGGGGAGAGAAAAAAAUCAUGUACAAGCUAUCCUGUAUAUAAAAUUGGCUAUGGUAUUAAGUGUUUCUUUUCCAAGUAAAAAAGACGAAGCAUUGUGCGUUACAGGGACGAAAAAAUAUACAGUAAAACCAUUUUGUCUAAUGGGA